AUCCAAUGCGCUGGGCGGCGGCCGAGUGCGGUCAAACCGCCCGUGGACUCCGCCCCAUCCUUGCCCAUUUCACCGCUCCCACCGCUUUCUCCCCUCCUCUCUCCGCCUCUAUUUAUACUUCCCCGCCCACUCCUCUGGAGAGCCAACGACUCACUCGUCUUCAUCUAUUUCUCCAUCGAUCGUAAGCGCUCGAGAAUCACAUACAACGAUGGCUCCCAGAGUUUCCAACCCAGGUGGCGAGGGAGGCCAUGGCGCGGUCGUCGGCGGAGAUGGAGACUGGAAGGGAACGCGCUACCGUGGCGUCCGGAAGCGGCCAUGGGGCCGGUACGCGGCGGAGAUCCGGGAUCCAGCCAAGAAGUGCCGCGUCUGGCUCGGCACCUUCGACACCGCCGAGGAGGCCGCGCGCGCCUACGACGCCGCCGCUCUCAGGUUCCGCGGCCCCAAGGCCAAGACCAACUUCCCUUGCCCCGUCGACCCCGCCGCCGCCGUCGCAGCAGCCCCAGCCGGAUUCGGUUCCAUAGCGGCGGCUCCCGCCAGCACCAGCAGCAGCACCGUGGAGUCGUCUACCCCGUCGAGGCAGCGGGCCGCCAGACACCCACCUCUGGAUCUCGACCCCGGGCAACCGUCCGCCCGGUUCCUCUUCCCGCACGCCGCUGCGGCGGUGGCAGCAUGCCCGCGUCCGCUGGUGCUCUUUGAUCCGAUCGCCGCUUCAACGAAGGCUGCAGCGGCGGCAAAGGCUGUUCGGCCAGCGAUGGUGAAGGUGUUUCGGAGUCUCAGCGGGGUCGAGAGUGACUCAGACUCGUCGUCGGUGGUUGAUUGUCCUUGCUCGCCAUCGGCCUCGCCGAAGGGGAGGGUUCGCUUCGAUUUGGAUCUCAACAUGCCUCCUCCGCCGGAGGUUGCCUGAUCCAAACGCCCGGAAACUAUUAUAGUUUCUUUGUAAAUAUAUGCAUCUUUUUUUCCUUUUGACAACAUAGCAUUGGUUUUGCUGAUCCAAAUAAAUCUAAUUUGUCUUUCUUUAUAACAAAUAA
This is a messenger RNA of Musa acuminata subsp. malaccensis (wild Malaysian banana), 1028 nucleotides long. Its product is annotated as ethylene-responsive transcription factor 11. Lineage: Eukaryota; Viridiplantae; Streptophyta; Magnoliopsida; Zingiberales; Musaceae. Gene Ontology annotation, biological process: regulation of DNA-templated transcription. The record is from RefSeq and is a predicted model, not a curated record. Gene Ontology annotation, molecular function: DNA binding; DNA-binding transcription factor activity.